Molecule: messenger RNA, 2367 nt
Organism: Aethalodelphis obliquidens (Pacific white-sided dolphin)
Lineage: Eukaryota; Metazoa; Chordata; Mammalia; Artiodactyla; Delphinidae
Gene: PRMT2
Product: protein arginine methyltransferase 2
Biological process (GO): chromatin remodeling; peptidyl-arginine methylation, to asymmetrical-dimethyl arginine
Cellular component (GO): nucleus
Molecular function (GO): histone methyltransferase activity; protein binding; protein-arginine N-methyltransferase activity
Source: RefSeq, a predicted model, not a curated record
GACCCCCAGACCAGGAUGGCUCCCGCUCCCCGUGGCCUGCGCCGCCACCCCGCCCCCUCCCCAGGCUGCCCCCAGCGCCCGGGGACGCGAGCCCGAGCCCGCACGCUUGGAGCGCAGCGCCCGGGCUCGCGCAACGGCCGAAGGCGGGAUCCGCGAGGCGCGCCUGCGCUGGGCGGUCGGUCCAGGACCGAGUCUUCGCCGGGAUGCCCCCGAGCGCACUGCGCCUGCGCAGUCCAGGGCGUUGGCUCCCCUCUCCGGACAGCGGGGCGUGUACGGCGGCGCAUGCGCGCGAAGCCGGUUCCAGGGCGGGGCUUUCUACUCGGGCAGCCUGCGUACAUUGCGCCUGCGCGGGCUGAGGGCGGUGGCUCGGGUUCUUGGUGGGUGCUGGCUGCCCUCCGUGUCGGAGGUGUGGACGCCAACCUCAGCGGAGAAGCGCGGCUGAGAAAUGGAGGGGAAAAUGAAACAUUAAAGCAGCAGCUAUGUGCAGAUCCCAAAGGAAUUAUGGCAACACCAGGUGACUGCCCCAGAAGUGAGUUGCAGGAGGGAGAGGACCCCGUCGUGCAGGGCGAGGAGGGGAACCUCCAGGGUACUGUGCACCCCGAGGAGUUCGUGGCCAUCGCAGACUAUUCUGCCACUGAUGAGACGCAGCUCAGCUUUUCGAGAGGAGAAAAAAUUCUCAUCCUGAGACAAACCACCGCCGACUGGUGGUGGGGUGAGCGUGCCGGCUGCUGCGGGUACAUCCCUGCGAACCACCUGGGGAAGCACCUGGAGGACUGGGGCCCCGAGGACUCGUGGCAGGACGAGGAGUACUUCGGCAGCUACGGGACCCUGAAACUUCACUUGGAGAUGUUGGCAGACCAGCCACGAACGACUAAGUACCACAACGUUAUCCUGCAGAAUAAAGAAUCCCUGAAAGAUAAAGUGAUUCUGGAUGUCGGCUGUGGAACUGGGAUCAUCAGCCUCUUCUGUGCACAUUAUGCUCAGCCUAGAGCAGUGUAUGCGGUGGAGGCCAGUGAGAUGGCCCAGCACACAGGGCAGCUGGUCAUGCAGAACGGCUUCGCUGACAUCAUCACCGUGUUCCAGCAGAAGGUGGAGGACGUGCUGCUGCCGGAGAAGGUGGACGUGCUGGUGUCCGAGUGGAUGGGGACCUGCCUGCUGUUUGAGUUCAUGAUCGAGUCCAUCCUCUAUGCCCGGGACGCGUGGCUGAAGGAGGACGGGGUCAUCUGGCCGACCACGGCCGCGCUGCACCUGGUGCCCUGCAGCGCCGACAGGGACUACCGCAGCAAGGUGCUCUUCUGGGACAACGCCUACGAGUUCGACCUCAGUGCCCUCAAAUCUUUAGCAAUUAAGGAGUUUUUUUCGAAGCCCAAGUAUAACCACAUUUUGAAACCAGAAGACUGUCUCUCUGAGCCAUGCACCAUAUUACAGCUGGACAUGAGAACCGUGCAGAUCGCCGACCUCGAGAUGAUGAAAGGUGAGCUGCACUUUGACAUCAAGAAGGCAGGCACCCUCCACGGAUUCACAGCCUGGUUCAGUGUCCGGUUCCAGAACCUGGAGGAGGAUGAGCCACAGCUGGUGCUGAGCACGGGCCCGCUGCACCCCACCACCCACUGGAAGCAGGUGCUGUUCAUGAUGGACGAGCCCGUGUCCGUCCUCGCGGGAGACGUGGUCACAGGCUCAGUGGUGUUGCAGAGAAACCCCGUGUGGAGACGGCACAUGUCUGUCACUCUGAGCUGGUCCGUCACUUCUAGACAAGACCCCGGGUCACAGAAAGUUGGAGAGAAAGUCUUUCCCAUCUGGAGAUGACAGGUGCAGCUCUGUGCGGGAUGCAGCGUUGUGGAGGGACAGACGCGACUCAGUGGCGUCGGCCCUGGACGGGAACGCGUGUCCUGUGGAAGUUGCGGACUUGCACCAGGAUGGGGUGGUAACACCCUUACACGAGGGCGCGGGGCCGCGGGCCCUCCCCAGAUGCGCCCAUGCUCCUCGGGGUCCACGCUCGCCAUUGUCACUGUCCUGCCUGUCCUUAGAACUGGGCUGUGUUUCCAGGUGUCCACCUGUGGGUAGUUGAUGGCCCAGUGUCCCUCAGCCAGGUCUAGUUCUAAGCUCGUAGGACACUCUCGUCAACCCUGUGCUCCUGUGAAGGUGGCUGUUCGUGCGUCGUGUGUGCGUGUCCUUCCCGCCCUCGGCUCACCCACUCAGCUCGUGGGAUGUGGGGUCACAUAGAGCCUCGUGGGAGCCUGAGGUGCGAUGCAUGCGAUGGGGCUCUGCAUGGGGUAGUCCACUUGUAGAGACGUCUUCCAGAUAAAUUAUGUGUCGGCACAUAGUACAUGCUCAAUAAAUAUUUUUUAAUAAAUGAAUGUUGGUGUA